CCGGCUCAUCCAGCGAUGGCGACCGGGGGCUGCGCGGGCUGCGGGCGGGACGCGCGGGCGGAGGACGGGGCGGCGGCGGCGGCGGAGCUGAUGAGCCGCUACGAGGGCCGGGCGGCGGGGCGCGGGGUGCCGCGGUUCGGGUGGCGGCUGUGCCUGGCCCACCGCUUCGCCGAGCGCAGGAAGCCCCUGCAGGCGGGCGACGUCUCCCCCGCGCACGCCCUGCGGCACCUGGGGCUGGCCUUCAGGUACCUCGGCUGGUGGUACCGGAAGACGCACGUGGAGAAGCGGCUGCCCUUCAUCGACCUGCUGCACCCGCAGCCGCUGCGCCCGAUCUACGGCUGCCCGCUGGGGGGCCUGGGCGGCGGCACCGUCACGCGCGGCUGGCGCGGCGACUUCUGCAGGUGGCAGCUCUCGCCGGGCAUGUACCAGCACCGGGCCGUGACGGCGGACCAGUUCACGGUCUGCCUGCGGCGGAAGGGCCGGACGGUCUACCAGCAGGUGCUCUCCCCCGAGAGGCCCAGCCGGCUGCAGGGCUGGAACUGGGGCUUCUGCGGCCACUACGCCUUCUACCACGCGCUCUACCCGCGCGCCUGGACCGUCUACGAGCUGCCUGGGCAGGAGGUGGUGCUGACCUGCCGGCAAAUCACGCCGGUCAUCCCGCACGACUACCAGGACUCGAGCCUCCCUGUGGGCGCUUUCGUCUGGGAGGUGGAGAACAAGGGCACGGAGGAGCUGGAGGUCUCCAUCAUGUUCACCUUCCAAAACGGCACGGAGGCCAAGGAGGACCGCCGGGGCGGCCAUUGGAACGAGCCCUUCAGCGUGGAAAAGGGGGGCAGCUGCGUCCGUGGGGUGUUGCUGCACCACAUGACUCCUACGAACCCCUACACCCUAGCCAUCUCUGCCCGGGAGAAGGAAGGUGUUGCUGUUACCCACCUCACAGCCUUCAACCCUGCUGGCACCGGGCAGGAGGUUUGGCAGGAUCUCUUGGCGGAUGGCCGGCUGGCAUCUCCUCAAGGUCAGAGCCCCCCCACGGAGAAGGGGGAGGUGUGUGCGGCAGCCGUGUGUGCCACGUGCGUGGUGCCCGGUCACGGGCAUGGGGUGCUGGAGCUGGGCCUGGCCUGGGACAUGCCUCGCAUCCGCUUUGGAUCAGCGGAGAAGGAGCAUCGCCGGUGGUACACCCGCUUCUUUGGCAGCGACGGGAACGCCUGCCCGGCACUCUCCCACCACCUGCUCAGCCGCUACGAGGCCUGGGAGGAGAAGAUCGUGGCCUGGCAGGGGCCCAUUUUGGCAAACAGCGACCUGCCCCCCUGGUACAAGUCGGCCCUCUUCAACGAGUUGUACUUCCUGGCCGAUGGAGGCACCCUCUGGCUGGAGCUGCGACCCGAGGACAGGGAGGCCUUGCGGGAUGCCCAGGGCCUCUCCCAGCUGCUCCCAGUCUUGCAAGAAUACGGGAGGUUUGCCUAUCUGGAAGGCCAGGAGUACCGGAUGUAUAACACCUACGACGUCCACUUCUACGCCUCCUUUGCGCUUGCCAUGCUGUGGCCCAAGCUGGAGCUCAGCCUGCAGUACGAUAUGGCUGCUGCAGUGCUGAACGAGGAUGCUCACCCUCGGCAGUAUCUCAUGAGUGGACAGACGGCCCCAGUGAAGCUGCGCAAUGUAGUUCCACACGACAUCGGAGAGCCAGAUGAUGAGCCCUGGCAGCGGGUCAACGCCUACCUGAUCCAUGACACGGCCGCCUGGAAGGACCUCAACCUGAAGUUCGUGCUACAGGUCUACCGGGACUACUUCCUCAUGGAGGACGCGACCUUCUUGCGGGACAUGUGGCCUGUCUGCCAGACCGUGAUGGACUCAGAACUGAGGUUCGACACAGAUGGAGACGGCCUCAUCGAGAACUCGGGCUUUGCCGACCAAACCUACGAUGCCUGGGUGGCCACUGGAGCCAGCGCCUACUGUGGCGGCCUCUGGCUGGCGUCCGUUUGUGUGAUGUGCAGAAUGGCGGAGGCCUUGUCGGACGGGCCGGCCCUGGAGAGGUACUCGGACAUCCUGGCUAAGGGCACGGCAGCCUUUGAGCGGCUGCUCUGGAACGGGAAGUACUACAACUACGACAGCGGCCGCGGCCCCUCUUCGGACAGUGUCAUGGCGGACCAGCUGGCCGGGCAGUGGUUCCUGCGGGCGUGUGGGUUGGGCGAGGGGCGGUCCGAGGUCUUCCCUCGCAGCCACGUGCUCAGCGCCCUGAAGACCAUCUUUGAGCUGAACGUGCUGGGCUUUUCGGGAGGGGCCAUGGGGGCCGUGAACGGCAUGCGCCCCUCGGGACUGCCAGACACCUCCAGCCUGCAGUCGGACGAGGUGUGGGUGGGCGUGGUGUACGCCCUGGCCGCCACCAUGAUCCAGGAGGGCCUGGUGCAAGAGGGCUUCCGCACCGCCGAGGGCUGCUACCGGACCGUCUGGGAGCGGCUGGGCAUGGCCUUCCAGACCCCCGAGGCCUACUGCCAGAGGAGGGUCUUCCGCUCGCUGGCCUACAUGCGCCCCCUCAGCAUCUGGAGCAUGCAGCUGGCCUUGGAGCGACAGGCGGCAGUAGGGCAGCCCUCCCCCGCCCUGCCUGUGGCCAAGUGAGCCAGGGGAGGAGGGGCAGGCUGUGGCUCCUGCUCCACGGGUGCGACCCGGUCUGCCCUGGGCAGGAUGAAGGAGCUGCUGGGCAAGGGGGCAGUUUAGACGUCUUGGCGUUCUUCAAUCUUCAACACCCCCCCACCCCACCCCCACCCCUUUGAUUUGCACACAAUCACGUUCUGUAUAAUCUGAAGUUAUUUUUAGAGGCUGAAUAAUUUUAAUGUAAAAUAAACGGAACUUGGCGAGAAAGCCUUGCA
Messenger RNA from Pseudonaja textilis, 2864 nucleotides. It is a transcript of the gene GBA2, whose product is annotated as glucosylceramidase beta 2. Gene Ontology annotation, biological process: glucosylceramide catabolic process; carbohydrate metabolic process; central nervous system development. Gene Ontology annotation, cellular component: membrane. Gene Ontology annotation, molecular function: beta-glucosidase activity; glucosylceramidase activity. NCBI's taxonomy places the organism in Eukaryota, Metazoa, Chordata, Lepidosauria, Squamata, Elapidae. The record is from RefSeq and is a predicted model, not a curated record.